Messenger RNA from Prorocentrum cordatum, 507 nucleotides. The record is from the annotation of a GenBank genome assembly. Lineage: Eukaryota; Dinophyceae; Prorocentrales; Prorocentraceae.
AUGCAGAAGCUCGACAGCGUGCAGUCGAGGCCUGUUCCAUGGGCGGCCGCAGCACUCCUCGCCUUCACCUUCAAGCUUGCUGCCGCCGGCUACGACAUCGCCCGCGACGCCGCCGCCGUCGGCUACGACAGCGCCCGCGCCGCCGCCGCUGCCCAGGGAGGGCAGCUGCCCGUGGCGUGGCGCAGGGUGGCUCUCUGGGCCCGGCGGCAGAGCCGCCGAAGGACGAUAGUACGGACCUGCCGGAGACUCAAGAUUGCUAGACUAGCCAUAUUUGAGCGGCUCCGCAGGGCGGGAUACUUGGGCGGCCGAGUGGCCGACGCCGCGCGGCGCAUUGCUGUUCGUGCAUGGCCUCGUGCAUGGCCAUGGGUACGCGAGAGGCUUCGCGGACUGCGGACGCGGUUGGAAGGCACGCAGGUGCUCAGGAAGCUCCAGCCGGGCCGCUAUCAGUACACCUACUGGUUGUUCGACAACGUCCUCGAAAAGAACCGCUGGAGCGCGCGGCCCUGA